Xiphophorus hellerii (green swordtail) is the source of this 1186-nucleotide messenger RNA. It is a transcript of the gene tatdn1, whose product is annotated as TatD DNase domain containing 1. Lineage: Eukaryota; Metazoa; Chordata; Actinopteri; Cyprinodontiformes; Poeciliidae. The record is from RefSeq and is a predicted model, not a curated record. Gene Ontology annotation, molecular function: 3'-5'-DNA exonuclease activity. The transcript is spliced from 12 exons. The coding region runs from base 150 to 1094 and encodes 314 amino acids. Gene Ontology annotation, cellular component: cytosol.
UCCUUUAAUCAGAGGUGUUUGAAGAGUGCAUUCGUAUGUUGGCAGCUUAAAUUAGUCUGUGUCAUUUGAAUAAGAUAUUAGAACUUGCUAGCCAAGUGUUUCAGAAAAGUUGUUUACUCCUGCGUACGUUAUUACGGUAAAGCGACAUUAUGGGAAUAGUGAGGGCUGCGUGUGUAGCUCUUUGCAGAACUAUUACAACCAUGGCACAGUAUAAAUUCAUUGAUAUUGGUGUGAACCUGACUGAUCCCAUGUUCAGAGGACUCUACAGGGGGAAGCAAAAACAUGACGAUGACUUUGAUCAGAUCAUCGGCAGAGCUCUUGGAAUUGGUGUUGAAAAGUUUAUGAUCACAGGAGGGAACCUUGAAGACAGCAAGGAAGCUGUUAAACUGGCUGAGACCCGAGGUGAAUUUUACUGCACAGUUGGUUGCCAUCCCACCCGCUGCAGUGAGUUUGAGCAGAAUGGAGAAUCACAGUACUUCUCUGGGCUGAAUGAGCUGGCAGCAGCUCACAGAGGAAAAGUGGUGGCCAUUGGGGAGUGUGGGCUAGAUUUUGACAGAUUGGAAUUUUGCCCAAAAGAGACUCAACUUAAAUACUUUGAGAAGCAGUUUGACUUGGCAGAAGAGACCAAGUUGCCCAUGUUCCUCCACUGCAGAAACUCCCAUCAGGAAUUCAUUGAUAUCAUGAAGAGAAAUCGAGACAGAUGUGUUGGAGGAGUGGUCCACUCAUUUGAUGGGACAGCAGAGGAUGCUGCAGCACUCAUUGACCUGGAUCUUUAUAUUGGAAUAAAUGGAUGCUCUUUGAAAACAGAGGCUAAUAUGGAAGCCAUGAAGGCUAUCCCCACUGAGCGACUCAUGAUUGAAACUGAUGCUCCAUGGUGUGGUGUGAAGAACACUCAUGCUGGCUCCAAAUAUGUUAAAACAACAUUUCCCACAAAGAAGAAAUGGGAAGCAGGCCACUGCCUGAAAGACCGAAAUGAACCCUGUCAUAUCAUACAAGUUUUAGAGGUGAUUGCAGCUGCAAGGGAAGAGGAUCCAGUGGAGUUAGCCAACACAAUUUACAGCAACACCAUCAAAGUAUUUUUCAGCUCUAGCUGAUGAUAAAUACACAUAGAGAUGUGCAUAAAUGCAUGCAUAUUUUGUGCCUCAAUAAAUGUAUGGAUUAAACAUUGCCAUUUUCCAAAAUGAAA